CCUCUGUUUUCCAGCACUCAUAUAAGGUAUCUCAUCAACCAGACGCAUCUCGGCAAGAUCAUUAGAGAUUUUAUACUACGCCACUUGAAUGUUUUUGCCAGUUGGUGACUAUCUACUGUAAAAUAUAGGAAAAAUAAGUCAUGGCAGAUGAAGAAGAUGUUCUAGAUGAGGAGGCUGAGGUAGGACCAGAAGGGAGUGAAACAGCCCUCACUCCAGUAGAAGCAGACAAACCCCUUGCACCACCCAAAUAUGAAGUGAGACCAGGGCUGGGAGAGAAAUUCCAGGCACAGAAUGUCAGGGACAUAAUUCUGUCGACGAUGCAGGAACAACUAAUGGGCAGGCAGUACCGAGCCGACCAGGCGCCGCGCUGGGCCCGCGCCAUCGCCAAUGGCGUCAGGCAGAGGGUACAAGAACUUGAGAUGAAAAGAUACAAAAUAAUAGUACAAUGCACGAUAUUGGAAAUGAAAGGCGCCGGUAUAAAGUGCGGCCAGCGUUGCAUCUGGGACCCAGAGACCGACGACUAUAUCGACGAUAUGUUCAAAAACGACACCAUCUUCUGUUAUACCAUUGCGUAUGGAGUUUAUAUGUAUUAAUAAGUUAGAAGGUUUUAUGUGUGCCUUUAAGGGUUCGAUUGAAACCUAGAAAACGUUUUAACAAAAGAUAAGAGUUUUGUCGUCUGUGCUGAUAAAAUAGUGGCGAUAUGCACUUUUUAUGUGUUGGUGAUCAGCGAUGCACAUACACUCAGGCUGUGGUGAUGAUGAUGCAAUGAAGAUCGUUUUAAUCGCUCGACGGUUUUACACGUUAAAAUAGUGAAAUAAUUAUGCUAGUAUUUAUAUUUCAAGAAUGAGU
Molecule: messenger RNA, 849 nt
Organism: Ostrinia furnacalis (Asian corn borer)
Lineage: Eukaryota; Metazoa; Arthropoda; Insecta; Lepidoptera; Crambidae
Product: tctex1 domain-containing protein 2
Exons: 5
Coding region: 141-593 (150 amino acids)
Biological process (GO): microtubule-based movement
Cellular component (GO): cytoplasm; cytoplasmic dynein complex
Molecular function (GO): dynein intermediate chain binding
Source: RefSeq, a predicted model, not a curated record